CUUUCUUUUUCUUUCCCUUCUUUGUCUUCUUUGAGUUUUCUUGCCUUUUGGAUAGAUGGGUAGUUUUAAUUUCUUGAUUGCUUUUUGGGUUUUUCUUUUUAUGUGAAGCUAUGAGUGGUUUAUGUGUUGAUUUGCAUGUAUGUAUGGGGAAAUUGAGUCAUUUGAUUUUGAUGGGAUAUGGCUGAGUCUUCAGAGCGUACUUGGUAAUUUUAUUGUUGUGUUGUCUAGUCUGUAUUCUGCAAUUUCAAUUUUCUUUUGAUUAUCUAUUUCAAAUAUUAAAGUGCAUUUCUUUUAUUUUUUCAAGUCUCACCCUUAAGUUGAGUUUCUUCGAUUUGAUUCCUUUGUCUUUUGGAUCACUUGAUCUGAACAUUUUGCUAUUGGUGCCACUUGUUUACUAAUUUUCUUUGCUAUGAUAAUUUCUUUUUCCCUGUUUAUUAAAUUUAAUACAUUGCUGAAUUAACCUCAUUUGAGUUCUCUAAAUUCUUUUCUGUUUUCCCUUUUGUCUUCCAAAUCCUUUGAACCUGAAAAUAAUUGAAAAACAAUUCAGCUCGUUGUUAUUAUUUUUCUUUCUGUCUGACUAGAUUCAUGGGUCAAUCUUACCUCUGUAACCUUAUAUUAUAUGUAACUCUUGUUUGGGUCUAGUUGCAUUCAUUUAGUUAAGAUAAAUUCUCAUGAUUCUAGCAGAGAACAUUGAGAGCUGAAAGCUAACCGAGAGAGUUCUUAAGCUGUUCAUAGCUACUGGCAAGGACGAGGUCUUCUCACUUAUCCAGGCACUCAACAUUCAAGUUACAGUUACCCCUGUCCUUCCUACCAGAUGCUCCAAGAAAUUCUGAGAUUAGUUUAAUCAGGGGGAUUCACAGUAGCUUGGUCUAAAGAGUAACGAAGCUGAUUUUAAGAGGCUUGAGUAUUCUGAAUUCUGUUGACGUUUGUAUUUGGCAAGAUGUCUCUAUCAAUUAAGGAUGAUGAGAUUGAUAUUGUUAUAGGAGCACUACGUCCUGACCUGACAUCUUUCAUGAAUGAGUGGAGGACCAUAUUCUCUCGAUUUCAUCUCAUAAUUGUUAAAGACCCUGAUUUGAAAGAGGAGCUCAAAAUUCCAGAGGGCUUUAACCUUGAUGUCUAUAAAAAGCCUGACAUAGAUCGUGUUGUGGGUACUUCUACUUCAACCAUUUUCUCUGGCUAUUCAUGCCGGUAUUUUGGCUAUCUGGUUUCUCGGAAGAAGUACAUUAUCUCUGUGGAUGAUGACUGUUACCCAGCCAAGGACAAUAAAGGCAUUUUGGUGGAUGCUGUUGCCCAGCAUAUUACUAACCUUACAACCCCGGCCACACCAUUCUUUUUUAACACUCUGUAUGACCCUUUCACUGAAGGUGCAGAUUUUGUUCGUGGCUACCCAUUCAGUCUUCGGAGUGGGGUACAGUGUGCUUUGUCAUGUGGGCUAUGGCUUAAUUUAGCUGACUAUGAUGCACCUACUCAAGCCCUCAAGCCAGAAGAAAGGAAUUCCAGAUAUGUUGAUGCAGUUCUGACGGUUCCAGCUAGAACCCUGAUGCCUAUUAGCGGAAUCAACAUCGCUUUUAAUCGGGAGGUGAUUGGACCUGCCUUGCUUCCGUCUUUGAGGUUGGGUGGGGAAGGUAAGUUUAGGUGGGAAACAAUGGAAGACAUAUGGAGUGGGAUGUGUGUUAAGGUUGUAUGCGAUCACCUGGGACUUGGUGUGAAAACUGGGAUGCCAUAUGUCUGGAGAAAUGAUAGAGGUGAUGCUAUAGCAAGCUUGAGAAAAGAAUGGGAGGGUGUGAAGCUGAUGGAGGAAGUCGUACCUUUCUUUCAGUCGGUGAGGUUGUCACGGGAAGCUACAACAACAGAGGACUGUGUAGCUGAGGUGGCAAAUGUUGUUAAAGAGCAGCUAGGAUCGAAAGAUCCCAUGUUUGCUCGUGCAGCUAAAGCCAUGGUGGAUUGGGUAAAGCUGUGGAAAUCAGUUGGAUCUAGCACAUCCUCACCGGGGGCAUAGGAUUAAGACAUGGUUAUAAUUUGUGUGUUUUUGCUUUUUGGUUUGCUAGAAUUAUUUCUAUCAUUCACUCGUCCAUGAUGGUGAUAUUACGUGGAAUAUCUGUUUGUAAUUGAGCUGCAACCUGAAUUGGUUUGCUUGCUAGUGAUAUUACGUGGCAAAACUGAACUUGAAGACUUCAGGCAACAUUUUAAGACAAUAUCUGAUGCUGGGUUUUGAGUUUUGUAA
This is a messenger RNA of Gossypium raimondii (Peruvian cotton), 2224 nucleotides long. Its product is annotated as probable UDP-arabinopyranose mutase 5. Gene Ontology annotation, biological process: UDP-L-arabinose metabolic process; plant-type cell wall biogenesis. The coding region runs from base 941 to 1999 and encodes 352 amino acids. The record is from RefSeq and is a predicted model, not a curated record. The transcript has 2 exons. Gene Ontology annotation, cellular component: cytosol; Golgi apparatus. Gene Ontology annotation, molecular function: UDP-arabinopyranose mutase activity. NCBI's taxonomy places the organism in Eukaryota, Viridiplantae, Streptophyta, Magnoliopsida, Malvales, Malvaceae.